Molecule: messenger RNA, 2974 nt
Organism: Lymnaea stagnalis (great pond snail)
Lineage: Eukaryota; Metazoa; Mollusca; Gastropoda; Lymnaeidae
Source: the annotation of a GenBank genome assembly
CUGUGUUUGAGCGGGGGGAUUUUGAUAACAUGCAUCCACUAGUGAAAGCCCUCAAACAUCCAGAAACCACCAUUCUUAGACUCCUUCAUGAACAUUUAACCAUCACCCGCAUCUCCAAUCUUCCUGCCUACCUUAUGCUGGAACUAGGUCACCUGACCAGUACAUUAGUUCCUGCAAGAACUUGCUCUCUUUUGUGUCUUGUAGACUCAGACUGGCCUGUAGCUGGGGCAGAAUAUUUGCUGAAACAUGGUGUCUCGCCCAAUUCAAUGGAUACUGAUGAUGAACUUGCACCUUUAUUGGUGGCCUUGUGGACAAAUAAUGUUCCAUUGUUUCAGCUACUGCUCCGUCAUGGAUCAUCUCCAAAUGUCUACCAUAAAAAUGUGACUGGCAACGUUGCUAUGCUCCUGGCCUUUCAGAAAGACCUAGAACGUGACCUUACAGCAAUGAUUGUACGCAACUCUAGGCAGCCCAACUUCCAAAUUUUUUACAUCUGGCAGCUUUUCUUGGCAGGGGCCGAGUCUCACUCAUUGUUUGAUCUCAGUGACCCAAUCAAUGGAGAAAACUCUGGCAGUCCAGCAAUUACAAACUUAUUUGGCCUCAUGUUUCACAUGUUUCAUCGUAAAGAGAACCUUGUCCCCGUUCUGGCAUUGCUAAUGUGUAUCAGUGACCAUGCCAGCCUUCCUCGUCACAUCCUUGCACAGUUUGAGCCUAGUCAGCGCAAAGUGUUACAGAAUAUUUCUAGUAAGUUUCAUUUUAAAAUGUUGCUUAUAGUCUGGUAAAUUCUUAAGGUAAAUUUUUAAGGUGGAACAAGCUGUCAAUUUUUAUAGGUAUUGUAACAUAAAUUAUAAAGUAAUCAAGAACAAACAUAUUAAUAUGACAUUGAGAAUGUUAAAAAUAUGUUGUUAAAAUACUGAAACUAUUCAUACAACCAACAACUAAUCUGAUUUUUAUGAAAAUUCAAAGUAAUUUCUGCAACAUUUUCUGCUCCAGACAAUUUCUGCUGUCUCAAGAACUUAUCAUUUGUUGGUGGUGUGAUUGAAUAAUUAAAUUCAUAUGAACAUCCUUAAUACUGGGUUGAUUUAAGAUUCUCUCUUUCAUACCAUCACUGUAAUGAAAUUCAAAGAUUGACCUAACCGUAUGGCUGCAUAUAAUUAAUCCUGCAUUAAAUUAAGCUUAGUCCAAGGAUAUAGCCUCCAAGAAACAACAAAACAUUAAUAAUGAAACAUAUGAGUUAAACUGGAAGUUGUCUACGUUCUGUGUUAAAAAAAUAUUUAUCAUGCUACAUAUGGAUCUUAAUUUGUUCUUGGUUGCAACAUAAUAUUCAUCUGAAUAGGAAAAAGUAAUGCAUGUACUGUUUGGUAAAAACUAAUAGCAUAUUCAGUCCAGCCAUAGUAAAUAAAAUUUUAAUUUGCUGAAGAAAACAAAAUGUAAAAAAAAAAAAAUACAUCCAAAAUUUAGAUUUCAAAACAAUUUCUUUCGUAUAUUAUAUGUAACAUUCUGUGGAAGUUGUACUAUUUUUUUUUUACUGUCAACCUCUGUGUUAAUUUUCUAAAUUAACAAGGAAAUGUCUAAAAUUUAAUCUGUUCUAAGAUUUGGCUUGUGUGUUGAACAAUAUGUAACAAAGACAGAAAACCAGUAUACAAAGAGAAACAAUACCAAAGCUAGUGUUAUUAACAAUAUUAAAAUUAAUUGUACUGUAUAUAAAUAUGUAUAUAAAAAUACAAAAUCGAAUAGACAGAAAUAAAAAAUAUAUCAACUUAUAGCACAGCAAAUGAAAAUGUACAAUCCUUGAAAGCUACAAAUAUUAAUUUAUUUUAUGAACCCACAUAAAGAGUAAAAUCUUGUAAGUUAUUAUGUCUGGUAAAUGUCUAGGAAAAUUAGCCAAAAUCUCUCUCGGCUAGGAAAGCUGCUAGCGUAUAUUUUUGGGCAGUAAUUGAGAAACAUCCAGAAAAUAAUUUCUAGAAAUUGCGCCACCUGAUAGCAUUCUUUAGAAAAAAAUAAAACGUAAACAACUUUUUCCCAAUCAAGGGAAGGGUGGGCUGGGUAUAGCCCUACAUAUUUAAGCGGUGACGUCAAAAUCAAACCAAAAAUUAGAGAGAGGUGGUGGAACACUUUAGCUCUACAUUGAAGUAAAAAAUUAGGUGAAGACAUGGGCUAUAGUUUAACACAUCCCAGAACACUAUUCUUUACCAUUCAUCCCAAUAUCAACCGACAGUGUAUUUAUUAAUCAAUAAACAGUAUCUUCAUGUUUUAUCUUAAAAGACAUUUGUAAAAGCCCCAGAAAAAUAAUAAGUUUCAGCCUUGAAAAAGUUGAAAAGUAAAAGCAGUCAGGUAAAAUGAGCAAUCAAUUGUUGCACAUUGUGCUAUCCAAUGCAGGAGGAACUAAUUUCAAAUUAAACUAUUUCAAGAUUUUUAAGACUCUGUGCUGUUAUUAAUUGGACUAAAAUAUUGCACUCCUAAAUUUUCAAAAUUUACUCUCUUUAUUCUUUGAAAGGGAAAUUUUAAACUCAGGAUUUUUUUUUAAAAUAAAGGGGAAAAAAAACGGGAACUUUCACUGAUAGCUUAAAAUUUUGUAAAUUGUUUCAAGCAUUAAUUAUUUUUGUGAUCUUAUAUUGCUAGACUCUUAUUUGCUUAAAUUGGUAGUGCUUUGUUAUAUGCUCCUCAGUAAAAACCAACCUGCUGUCCCAUCGUUGUCGCCGUGUUGUGGUGCACAAGUUGGGCAAGGAGAAUAGAUAUUGCCGUUCUGCCAUGGAGCACCUCAAGAUACCACAUGUGUUGCAUGAUUACCUAAUGUUUUCUGAGCUGGAGCCACCACUCCAAGAGAUGAUACUUAAAUUUAUAACAGUCAGCUCAGAUGACCAGGUUCAUUAAAGGUCACUUCAGAUUACUAAAGUAAUUAAUGAGGUUAUGUUUCAGACAUGACUAAAACUUGUUACAUCAUUGUCAUCUGAUAUUUGGACUCUUAAAUGGCUGU